Molecule: messenger RNA, 4817 nt
Organism: Hypomesus transpacificus
Lineage: Eukaryota; Metazoa; Chordata; Actinopteri; Osmeriformes; Osmeridae
Product: centrosomal protein of 170 kDa-like
Cellular component (GO): centriole
Molecular function (GO): protein binding
Source: RefSeq, a predicted model, not a curated record
UGGGCAGCAGCUUCACUGCACCGUGCAUAAAGCCUUCGCUGGAUACAUAAGAUAUCGGAUGAUGAAUUAUCUGUAACCUACCUGAUAAAGGGGUGGAACUGUAGGUUUGGUGACCUGCAGACUCUGACUAACUCAAUUUGAAGACCGAGCAGGAUGUUCAGCACUCACUUGUGUUAAGGGUCAAAGGUGACGAGUGGACCGCAGAGAUGAGUUUGACUUCCUGGUUUCUGGUGAGUGGCGGGGGCACUAAGCACCGCCUACCCCGCGAGAUGAUCUUUGUGGGUCGGGACGACUGUGAACUCAUGUUACAGUCUCGCAGUGUGGACAAACAGCAUGCGGUGAUCAACUAUGAGCCAACCACAGAUGAACACAAAGUCAAGGAUUUAGGAAGUCUGAAUGGGACAUUUGUGAAUGAUGUCAGGAUUCAGGAGCAGAUGUAUAUUACAUUGAAGAUCGACGACAAACUGAGGUUCGGCUAUGAUACCAACCUGUUCACGGUGGUGAGAGGAGAACUCCACGUCCCAGAGGAGGCGCUGAAGCAUGAGAAGUUCACCAGCCAGCUGCAGCUGAGUCAGAAGCGUCCGGAAGCGGAGGCCUCCAGAGCGCCUGAGGUCCAAGCCCCCGCCGAGGCAGCGUGUGAGGGGGCCGCCGCCAAGCCUCCCGAGGCCUUCAAGGGGGAGGACAAGCUGACAGGGGACAUUGCGGUUCUGAAAAGAGGCACACCUCUGUACGGCCAGCCUGCAUGGUGGGGGGAUGGAGACGCCGAUGAUGAACAUUCCGGAAAGCAGGAUGGAAGGACGUCUGAGAAGAAGCCAGAGAGGGCAGAAGGAGAGCCCAAGAGGGCAAACGCAGAGGCCCAGGAGAACGGCCUGGGGUCCUCGAGCCAGGAGCCCAGUUACUUCGAGAUCCCCUCCAAGGACAGCCUGGCUGCGGAGGAGACGCCGUCCAAAGACACAGAGGCAGGAGCCGCCCUUGGCUCUAACUCCGCCCUGGCACCCGAGGCCUUCACCAUCCAGUUUGACUCGGCGGCGUCCAGUAAGGUCGCCAUUAAGGACCGCGCCGGGAAGGUGGCGCCCGACCAGAGGCCGCGCCCCAAGAGGGGGGCGGGGGAGGAGUUGAGCGCCCUGCAGAGCGCCAUGGUGGCUGCAGAGGUGAAGGUAGCCGAUUGGUUGGCCCAGAACGAGCUGCCGAUUGGGUAUAAGGAGCCGGUGGCCGAGGACGACGGGGAAAGUGUGAAGAGCGAUGUGCCUGUUCACCUAAGGAGCCUUAAAGGCAGCAAACAUGAGGACGGCACCCAGAGCGACUCGGAGAACGCCCUCGGGGAGCAGCGGAGGGCGGCCGCUCUGGAGGAGCGCUCCCGGGGACUGUGGGGGGAACGCCUGGGGUCGGGGGUCAAGAUCCGCGAGGGCCGAGCCAACGUCCCCGAGGGCCUGUUCGUGGAGGAGGACAGCCCGGCACGCCGGACCCGCUCGUCGGCGUCCAAGAUGGCGCCGGUCGGCGGGGAGUUGGUCGAGAGGAGGAGGGUCUCGGCGCCGUACCGCCACCCGCAGGCGGGGGAGGGGUUUCGCGGUCGCCACGGAGACGACCACAGCGACAGAGGGACCUAUACGAUAGAGCUGGAGAACGGCGACCACGAGGAGGAGGAGGCCAGGCGGAUGAUUGACAAGGUGUUCGGGGUGGAGGACCAGCAGGCUCUGUCCAGGGUUGGGUGUGGCGACCCCCAUAGAGACAGCAGAGGUGGCUCUCAGAGGCCAGGCUCUGGGGAUAGGGACAAGCCUGGACGCAUGGAGCCCGGGACCCUAUCGGAGGAGCUCAUGGUCGGGGGGCCGCGGUGGGUCUCUCAGUGGGCCACUCUGGCGGCCAGCCACAUCCGGACGGAUCCGGAAGGUUCUGGCGCGGAGACCCACGUUUACGUCAGCGAAGACAGAGCUGAGAUCAGCGAGUCCAGCCACUCGCCCUCCAUGACCUCCUCCGGCUACAACGAGCGCAAGAGGAGGACCCUGCCCCCGCUGCCCUUAGAGGACCCUGGCCUGGGGAGGAGAGCCCCUGGCCCCGGCCCAGCCCCUCGCUACGACGUGGGGGAGAAGCAGGACACGGAGCUCCAGGAGAAGGAGAACCAGGAGGAGAGGCUGGGGAGAGGCACGGCCAAAGUGGCCCAGGUGGGAGGAGGGGGUGGCGGGGGAGGGGCUCAGGGCGCGUGCACCCGAGGAAGCCCCCAAAAAUCCUCCCCAGCCAAGUCGCAGGAGGGAGGAAGCCGCAAGGCGGGGCUGCAGCCAGCGGCGGCGGCGGGGGGCGGCGGGGCUGCGAAGCUGCCGCCCCGGCCGAUGACCAGCGGGGAGAAGAGGCUGGAGGAGGCGCGGCGGAGAAGGAGAGAGGACGAGAGAGCCAGGGAGGCCUCUGGGAAGCCUCUCCUCAGGCAGGAGAGCUUCACCGUGGAGACGCCCAGCGCCAACGUGCCCCAUGAGCUCAUACCGCGCAUCGACGCCAACUCGGGCACCAGGGCACUGAGCCGACCCGCCGUGGGUGGCCUCGACAGUGCCACGCUCCAGAGGGACUCGGAGGCGGUGGCAGCCUUCCUGGAGACGACCGUUUCAGACCAGGGGGACCCGCCCAGCCAGUCCAUCGAAGGUUCGGCGUCGCCCGAGUCGGACGUGGACACCACCAGCACCGUCAGCCAGGCGGGGGGCAACGGAGGGCGCAAGGUGGUUCAAAAGAGGCGUACCCUAGCGUCGCAGCAGAAGGAGCGAACGGUGGUGUGCUCCUCCACCAGGGGCCCCGGGGGAGCCAGGGACGCCCAGGAUCGAAAGCCCAAGACCAGGGCCUCGUCCGGGGGCACGGGGGCCCGUCAUGCCUCCCAGUCCAGCCGUCCCUGGACCUCUUUGGACCUGACGGACGACGACAUCAACUCCAACAGCCUACUGUCUGACUCCCAGACCUCCAUCCAGGAGGUGCGCUCCCACAGUCGUGCCCAGGCUGGGAGCACCACGGUGGGAGCUAGCACCAAGGCUAGCCGGGCAAAAAUUUCCCAGGCCACCACUACUGGUUCCUCCAGUAAACCCACCACCCUGCCCAGGCCCACUCGGGCCUCGCUGCUGAGAAGGGCCCGGCUGGGAGACUCCUCCGACACUGAGAUGGGCGACUUUGACCGCAUGUCUGUCGCCUCGGAGGCCUCCACCGCCAGCUCUGCGUCCAGAACGGGGAUGGUUCGGCGGGGCCUGUCCCGAAUCGAGGCCCUGGCUCAGCCCAGGAGGCCCAGGGUAGGUUCCCCGUCGGCCCAGAGCGACUCGGAGGCCACCGUCACCCGGAGCCGCGGCCUGGGUGCUCGGAGCGUCGCUGGCGACUUUGCCACUCGUCAGGGGGUCCGCGGGGCCAACUUGAUUGCAGUGGCGGUGCCCAGGGCCAGGGCCAACAGCGCAUCCAAGUUGCCAGACAAGUCGAAGGGCGCCCCCUAUGGUCAAGUCAGCCCUGCAGCCGGAGGUCGUUGGCGGCGUGUGCCUGUGGAGUACGCCUCCACCUCCGAAGACGAGUACGGCUCCAACCGCCACCCGUCCAAGCACGGCCACGCCCGCCCCUUCCCCGCCACCAGGGUGGCCCAGCUGGGGGGCUCGGCCCCCGCCACGCCCAGCCCCGGGGCCGUGUCGUCGCUGAGGCAACAGUCCAGAGAGCAGGAGGAGUACAUGAGGGACUGGACUGCCCACAGCGAGGAGAUAGCCAGGAUUAGUCAGGACCUAGCCAAAGACCUGGCCAUGCUGGCCAGAGAGAUCCACGAUGUGGCUGGAGAGAUCGACUCGGUCAGCCCUGCGGCCAAUGACCCAGGAGCAAUGUUGGAGGAUCGUGUGUUCGAGGAGAGCCUGGACGCGGGCGGCGGGCCCUCCUCGGAGCGCAGCGGCAUUCUGGGAACGAACGGCCGCCCGGUGGAGCUCCGCCCCCGCAGCAGUAACGGCCAGGGUCCUCGUUCCAUCAGACGGCAAACCUGGAACAGAGACGAGGCUGUGUUGGACAGCCUACUGUUAGCAUCUGUGACUCAACUCUCCUCGCGGAUACGCCAGUCUGUCGACAAAACAGCGGGGAAAAUCAGGAUAUUAUUCAAAGAUAAAGAUCGAAAGUGGGACGAGAUAGAGAGCAAGCUCCAAGCUGAACAUGACUCUCUGCUGCUCAAGACAUCGAGCAAGGAGAUCUCAAACGUCCUCCAGGAUCUGAAGAGAGUGGAGAGGCAGUUGCUGGUCAUAGACGUGAUGGUGGACCCAGACGGCACCCUGGACGCCCUCACCAGCCUGGGCCUCACCAGCCCGCUGAUGUCCGAACAGAGGCUCAGUCCUGGGGGACAGGGGGCUGGCGCGGUGAGCCUCCCCUCUGGAGAUCCUGGGCCCACCAGCACCUUGGCGCUCCCCUCAGGGGACACCUCGGCCCCCUCAACCCAGGCGGCAGAGAGGGAUCUGGGGCUCCACUUGCACAACAACCUGAACGCACCUCCGCCCUCCGGGGCUGAGAGGAACGCCGAACCCUAACAGGUGAUGAAUCAGAAGACCGACAGAACAGCUGUGACUUCUGAAUGCUCGCCAUGAGGAGCUAAGUAAGAAUAGAACGCAGAGGAGCCAAGGAUGUUGCAGUUAGAACGCAGAGGAGCCAAUGAUGUUGCAGUUAGAACGCAGAGGAGCCAAUGGGGUUGCGUGUAGAGUGGACCUUACGCAUCCUGUUGAUUAUUUGUAUCCAAACUAAUCUCAUCUCUUAACUAAUCAUUUCCGGUCUUGGCAAAAGAAGUGUGGAAAUUGCUUACUCUGCCCUGCAGAGUUUAGUAAACGGGUUAUUCUGCAUAA